This is a messenger RNA of Tigriopus californicus, 1422 nucleotides long. RefSeq lists its product as uncharacterized. The transcript is spliced from 4 exons. The coding region runs from base 356 to 1117 and encodes 253 amino acids. NCBI's taxonomy places the organism in Eukaryota, Metazoa, Arthropoda, Copepoda, Harpacticoida, Harpacticidae. The record is from RefSeq and is a predicted model, not a curated record.
GUCCGGCGAAUGUAAUUCCAACACGGAAACAAGUUUGUUUCAUAGCUUUGAACCUUGUAACAAGUAUUGCCGGGAUGCAGCAAUCAUUCCCAGAGUGGUGAACAAGGAUAAAGAAGGCACACCGCAAGUUGGGUUUCCCAUUGGCCGCCGCCAAUUUUGCCUAGCAUGCGUCGCUCAUCAACGCAAGUUUAGACUUUCGAGGGCCCAUUCCAUCACUAGUCUGAUUAAAUAGAUCCAGAGAGUCAGUAAACCAGUCAUUUCCGUCUUGAGCGCAUAUUAGCAAACAUUGUCUCCGUCUCCGUCUUCUCCUACUCUUUCUCUUUCGUCAGCGGAUUUUCUUCAAAGCUUGACCACGAUGAAAGUGUCACGGAUCUGUGUCAUGCUUACGACUUUCAACUUGAUUUCAAUCCUCACCUACCGAUCAGCAUUCUCGAAAACAGUGACCGCCUCAUUUCUGCCGGAGGAUCAUAUUCCACGGGAAAGGGUGUCGCGGUCCCUAUACUUUGGAUUAGGAGAUCCCAUCAAGGCCUUGAAUUUCAUUUUCAGUGCCAAGACCUCCGCAUUCUUACUCUCCCUGUUCUUAACGGCGAAUGUAGCCAUUAUCAUUGCAUGGACACUUCUCCACUACUCCUAUUGGGAUCCCAAGAAAACCAACUCGACCAAUAAGGUGCGAUGGUUGCGGCAAAUCGACUUCUUCACCAACCCUGAUACCGCCAUGGAAAACAUUAUGAUCACAUGGGUGAACGCUCUUAGUUUGACCGUGUUUUGGAUUCUACCCACUCUUCUAUGGACCGGCCAACCUUUAGCUGUAGAUGGAGGUGUUCAAGACGGUCAAUCUGGUGGGGACUCUCGAAUCAGUCCCUUGGUAAUCACCCAAGGAGACCCUGACAAUGACUUGAUGGAUCGAGUGUUGUGUCCUAAUUGUGUGCUCACUCACAUCCUGAUUAGUGUGCUAGUCCUUAUCACAAGAUUCUCCACAUGGUCGUGGUUACCUUAUUUGAGGCCAUUUUUUGUCAGAGAGACGGAAGAUAGUGGAAUGUCUGGACGAAAGAGUUCAACAACGGAUGCGAUCACCAAUCAAGUUUGGAGUAACUUGACGCGACCAAUGAAUCAUUAGGCUAUUUAUGUUGAAAGGCUCUGCAAUCGGUAUUGGGUCAAAACGGCUAGCUUUUUUACACUAAUUAUUGAAUGUUUUUGCAAGUGUGAAUACUCGAGUGACACUAGUUCUAGAAUCCUUUUUAAUUCGAUAAAUCUAAAUGAUACAAAACACUUUCCGUGAGGUGGAAAAAUAAUUUGUCAUGGGGUCUUUUAGGGAUAAUACAUAAUUCGUCGAAAUAAUUAAAAAGGAUGGGCCCACUACAAUCCUACAGUAUACUACAUGAACAACUGCUGGAAAAUACUACAUAAACUUGGCCAAGGUGA